UGUAAACAACGUUUUCGUUCUUAUGUCUAUCGACCGCCGAUAAAUCAAAUCCGGUCUGACUGAGGUAAAUAUUUCGUUUGAAUAAAUCAACGUUUCGAAUCAAUUAUUAUUAUUAUUCGAUAUGUAUAUGAUCGUCAAGUUUUACUUACCUCUUUUUAUCAACGCCUUGGAUUAUUUCUUUUCAUUUUUUCGGUUUUGAAAAUUAGUUUGAAUAGAUAUAACUAAUCAAAAAUCAUUUCAUACACAUAAUAAUAAUAUACUAAUAUUAUUAAAUAAUAAUAAUAGACAUAAUCGAUAUUAAUUGAAAUACCCCGAAGAACAAUCAUAAUUGAUUCGAAACGUCGGUGUAGCCAAAUAAAAUAUUUACUUCAAUCAAACCGGAUUGGCUUGUGUUAUGAAAUUUCAUUGUCGUUCGUUCCUAACAUACUUCCACUGACUCGCAGAUGUGAUGUUGACUUUCAUAUAGUUUGAGUGUUUUUUCUUUAUGCUCACUCGCCAAAUCAAUGUGCAUAAUUUUUGUUGUUGUUUCGAUUGGAAUAUUUUGAUAUAAAUUUUAAUCCUAAUAAAAUUAUAGUGUUUUUAAAAAGAUAAUACUCGAAAACUUUUUCAAAUCACAUAAUCUGAGAAUUUUAAAUACACAAUCGACCUAGCAAAAUGUGUCAAUUAAAAAUGCUUUAAGAUCGAUUAAGGAUGGUCUUAUUUGUGAGCGCUAUAUUUUUGUCGCUAUUCGCGAUCGCAAUAAGUCAGCUAAAUUAUGCUCAAUGUGAACCAAAACAUUUUGCUGAAGAAAUGGAGGAUAUCUUUCAGUUUGCUGCGUUACACUCUUCGUCCAAACAACCGUACUUUGCUGCCAAUCGUACCAUCAAAUCGUCUGAACUCAAUGCUAAAAAUGCCAUCAAAAUAUGGAUGUUUGUUAGACAUGGAUCGAGAACAGGCCAAACACACGAGACAAAUGUAUUCAAAUCAUUUGAAGACGGUUUGCGAGCACAGAUUAUAAGAAACCUUGAAAAUGUGACACAAUGUCCACUUUCCGAAAAUAACUGGAAAAAGCUGAAAAAAUGGAAAUGGGAUUCACAAUUCGAAGCAGAUCGAGUAAUAACUGAAAGUGGAAAAGCAGAGCUUAAGAAGAUAGCAGAAAAUUUAAAAGCAAGAUUUCCAAUCCUUUUUAAUGUUCCGUUCAAUAAGAGCAAUUUCAAUGCAGUUUGUACAGACGAACCACGCACUAAAGUUAGUGCUGCUGCAUUCGUCGAUGCCAUAGUAGGAAGUCAAUGGCGUAGCAAUGUUUUAUCUGUAUCAAAUGAUGAAGAAAACAAGAUCAUAAGGGCAUUUACUUAUCCGCCAUACAUUGAGUUAUAUAGAAAAAGGAAUAAACACGGAAAUGCCUUAUUAGAGCGAUUUUUUGAAACAGAUACAUUUUUGAAAGUGGUUGAAGAUGUAAGCAAUCGACUAAAUUUCAAUGACGGUCAAUUCGAUAUUGGAAUCGAUCGCGUCUUGGAUAUGCACAGCUUAUGUCAAUUCGAAGGUACAUGGACACCGGGAGGAAAAAGUGUAUGGUGCUCGAUGUUUACCAAAGACGAACUACUGGUGCUUGAAUAUUCACAUGACCUAUAUCGUUUUAUAGAUUGUUCACCAUUUGGCGGUGAAGUGAAUAGGAGAGCGCACUGUUUGUCUGUUCGUGAUAUGAUGACACAUCUAUCUAUAUCUGAUGGACCAAAAGUUACAACAUACUUUACGCAUUCAGCAGCAAUUCUGCUACACAUGACCGCAAUGGGAGCAUUUGAAGGCAUCGAAGAACUUACCGUAGAAUAUGAUAAGGAAAGCAGAGCAGAUCGUAGAUGGAACAUCAGUAGGUUAGAUCCAAUGGCAUCCAAUUUUGUCGCUGUUCUUUACAAACACAACCAAGUUAAAUUCUUCCUCAACGAUAAAAUUGUACAUUUACCUGGUUGUAAUGAGGGUUUGUGUGAUGUGGCCUUUCUUCAAACUAAAUUUACCCAAUGCUACUACUAAUUUUGUCCAAGAAAUAUAUCAUGAAAAGUUUGAAAUAAAUGAUUAUAUUACUUUUUGAUUUAUGGUCUA
Molecule: messenger RNA, 2076 nt
Organism: Contarinia nasturtii (swede midge)
Lineage: Eukaryota; Metazoa; Arthropoda; Insecta; Diptera; Cecidomyiidae
Product: multiple inositol polyphosphate phosphatase 1-like
Exons: 7
Coding region: 691-2007 (438 amino acids)
Molecular function (GO): inositol phosphate phosphatase activity; acid phosphatase activity
Source: RefSeq, a predicted model, not a curated record